Messenger RNA from Sphaerodactylus townsendi, 5067 nucleotides. RefSeq names its product microtubule cross-linking factor 1-like. The record is from RefSeq and is a predicted model, not a curated record. The coding region runs from base 596 to 5032 and encodes 1478 amino acids. Gene Ontology annotation, molecular function: microtubule binding. Gene Ontology annotation, cellular component: apicolateral plasma membrane; spindle pole; microtubule bundle. Gene Ontology annotation, biological process: microtubule bundle formation; establishment or maintenance of epithelial cell apical/basal polarity; regulation of autophagy. Lineage: Eukaryota; Metazoa; Chordata; Lepidosauria; Squamata; Sphaerodactylidae. The transcript is spliced from 14 exons.
AAAAAGCGCACAGUUUGGCUGGGUGACAGAAGGGGAGGCUCAUGCGCACAGAGGGGGCAGCGUCAGUAUUGGAGACAGCCGCGUUUGCAGUUUUCUCUAUUUCAGGAGCGAAAGCGAGGAGGAAGGAGCCUGGGAAGAUCGGAAGGUGCGGGUGGGGGGGAUGGCGAGCCGAGAUGAAUGAAUUAUGAUCCGCGAGCCACCGAAGCAGAGAGCGGAUCCAGGAAACAGUCGCCUGCAGUCGCGGUUGCAGGAGCCAACCUUAUCUCGACCUGCACCGUCCUGAUCGGGGAGGAGAAAUCAGAUCGCCACCGCUUUUUAUUUUCCCUCUUUCGGUCGGGUAAGGGGGGGGAGGAGGAGGAGGAGGGAAAUCGUGUUGUUGACUCAGCCCGCCGCCGCCGAGGAGGGGAAAGUGUGAGAUUGGGGGCCAGGCAGAACCCGGAGGGAUGAGAGAGCCAGGGGGAAAGCUGGAGGAAGCCGCUGCUGCUGCUCUCGACCGGGAGGCUCUCCAGCACCGCGACUCCUGCUGCGCCCGGGAAGGGCUCGGGGAGCUUCAAGUGUCUGCCCCUCCCCGGCUCCUGCUCCAGCCGCCGGGACCAUGGAGGCUUUAAACGGCACCAGCCCCGGCGAGCCCCCGAGGCAGCCGCAGAGCGCCCCGCACCACGCCGGCUGCGCCGAGAAGAAGCGGCUCCACCGAGCCCCCUCGCCCGCCAGGCCGUUCCUCAGAGACCUCCACGGCCGCGCGUCCUCCGCCAAACCCCCGCCGGGGCCGCCCAAGUCGCCCAGCCUGCCGGGCAGAGCGCCGCACCAGCCAGGGGGAGCCCGUCCGCAGUCGCCGGGGCUCCUGGCCACGCAGAGCCGCCUCUCCCGGCGCAGCUGCGCCCAGGGCGCCAAGGCGGCGUCUGGGCUGGCGGCCGGCUCGCCUGGCAAAGCGGGCAGCAGCAGCAGCAGCGCCAAAAGCGCCCUCUCCAGCAAGAAGGCGGCGCGGGCCCAGGAGCAGGCGGGGGGCAAGGCCGGCGGGAGGCAGCCCGGGGGCGAGCCGGGCCACCCUCCGGGCAAAGGCAGGAAAGGGAAGCGCUGCCUCCCCUCGGCCCAGCCGGGCUCUCUGGCCCCGCCGGCCGCCAGGAUCAGCCACACGGACAGCAGCUCCGACCUGUCCGACUGCCCCUCCGAGCCGCUCUCCGACGAGCAGAGGCUGAACGCCCAGGCCGCCAGCAGCGACGCCGAGUCUGGCACCGGCUCCAGCGACCGGGAACGGGAGCCGCCGCCGCCGCCGCCGCCGCCUCCCCCGCCGGGCCCCCAACAUGCCGCGUCCCCCGCGAGCAAACCGCCCGCUGCGCCACCUGCCUCGCCGGGGCCCCCGGGAACUCUUGCGGAGCAGCCGCCAGGCGAGGAGGCGCCCUCGGGGAGAGCCCUGGAGAAAGCGCCCGCCAAAGGCGCCCUGAGGCUGGGCGGCAGACCCCCGCCGGAGCCCCCCGACGAGAGGCAGCUGGCCGACGAGGAGGAGCUGCGCAGGGAGAUAGAAGAGCUGCGCUCCGAGAACGAUUACCUCAAGGAUGAGCUGGAUGAACUCCGGGCUGAAAUGGAAGAGAUGCGGGACAGCUACCUUGAAGAAGAUGUUUACCAGCUUCAGGAACUUCGACGAGAGCUGGAUCGUGCAAACAAGAAUUGUCGCAUUUUGCAGUAUCGUCUCAGGAAAGCAGAACAGAAAAGCUUGAAAGUGGCACAAACGGGUCAAGUGGAUGGGGAGCUAAUUAGAAGUUUAGAGCAAGAUCUAAAGGUAGCCAAAGAUGUGUCUGUCAGGCUGCACCAUGAAUUGGAGAACAUGGAAGAGAAGCGUGUUAAAGCAGAAGAUGAGAAUGAACUCCUUCGUCAACAAAUCAUUGAGGUGGAAAUAUCUAAGCAAGCACUGCAGAACGAGCUGGAUAGAACGAAAGAGAGCUCCUUGAAGAGAAGAGGCAGCCGAGAUAUUCACAAAGAAAAGAAGGCAUUUGCUCAGGAAGACAGUGCUGAUUUGAAGUGCCAGCUUCAGUUUGCCAAAGAAGAAGCAGCACUGAUGCGUAAGAAGAUGGCCAAGUUGGGCAGGGAGAAAGAUGAUCUGGAACAAGAACUCCAAAAGUACAAGUCCAUCUAUGGAGAUGUGGAAAGCCCUCUCCCUAUUGGGGAGGCUGGAGGACCACCCAGCACAAGAGAGGCUGAACUGAAGCUUCGCCUAAAACUGGUGGAAGAGGAAGCUAACAUCCUAGGAAGGAAAUUAGUGGAAUUGGAAGUAGAAAAUAGAGGGAUUAAAGCUGAGAUGGAGGACUUGAGAUGCCAGUAUGAGAGAGCAUGUCUUAGCCAGGACCAUAUUUCAAGCAUUCCUACCUCACCAUACGGUGACUCUGUAGAGUCAGCUGCAGAGCUACGCCGUCAUUUGCAGUUUGUAGAAGAAGAGGCAGAACUGCUGAGGAGAUCAAUCUCUGAAAUUGAAGAUCAUAAUAUGCAGUUGAAAAAUGAACUAAAUAAAUUCAAGUUUGAACCUGGACAGGAGUCUGGUUGGCUUGAUGAUAAUGCUUCCAAGUCCAGUGGAUCCUUACAAGAAGAGCUGAAAUCAGCUCGACUACAAAUCAAUGAACUGAGUGGCAAAGUGAUGAAACUCCAGUAUGAGAAUCGUGUUUUGAUAUCCAAUGUGCAGCGCUAUGAUCUUGCCUCACAUUUAGGACUGCGGACUUCAAGCCCAAGGGACAGCGAUGCUGAGAGUGACACGGGGAAAAAAGAGAGUGACAAUGAAGAAGGCCGUCUACCUCAACCAAAGAGAGAGGGACCUAUUGGGGGUGAGAGUGAGUCAGAAGAUUUGUAUGAAAAGACAUCAGGUUUUGGGAGUGGGAAACCAUCAGAAGUUAGUGAUCUGUGCUCUACUGAACCAACAAGAUCCAAAGAGGAUGCAGAAUCUUUGAUCAACAUCAAAUGUGAGGCUGAACGUCUGGAAAGAGCUGUGGAUCGUCUCAUCAGUGACACGGAUAGUUUAAUUUAUGAAGCAAAAGUGCAUAUAACCAGCAGUAAAUCUGAGCAAGGUUUUGAAAAAGGUGAAGAGAGGGGAGAAAGGAAAAAUGAACCAGAACUUUUGGAUACAAUCAAUUCAAGGAUGAAAACUUUCCAGAAAGAAUUGCAAACCUUCCUGGAGAAGGUUGACAGUGUUGGGGAAGGCCUCAAAGAACAAAUGGAAGAUCUUUCCCCUCUUCCCCACCUUACAGAGUCUUCCAGUUUUCUGUCCACAAUGACGUCCAUAUCUCGAGAGUCACCCAUUGGUAACCAGGGAAAGGAUCUAAUUUCAGACUUCCAGUCCAAACUGAGGGAUCAGAUGGAGUGGCAGCGCAACCAAGACCAUGGAGAUGAGCAAGAGAUUCACCACCAACGAGGCGCCGCCGAACCACACGUCAGAGCUGUUGGAGACUUUAAACUCUACAGGCCAGGAAAGAAGGGUUGUUUCAGUCUAGAGAAUGUAUCGAUACAAGAGCUUCAGGCUCAACUUGAGCAGGAGGUGAAACUUCGCCAAGAAGAGCAAGAAAAACUUUCAGAGAGGAUCAUUCAGCUAGAAGAGGACCAUCUACAAAGCCUGCGGAGGAAAGACUUGGAGGUGCAAAGCUUGACUUUGCAAAACAAACUGGAAGAGAAGACGUGGAGUCAGGAGAAAAACCUGAUGCAUCAAGAACUCAGGCAUUUCAAACAGAACACCUCUCUCCUCUACGUCAAACUGAAAUGGCUGCUGAAACAGUUGCGGCAAGGCAAGGAGAAAGGAGAGGACAUGCUUGAGUCAGACCUCCUAGACUCCGUAUCAGAAUUCAGUUCUCAGUUUGAAAAUAAGGGUAUUGAACGAGAGAAGGAAAAGGAGGAGGAAGAUGGAGCGUUUGCACUGACAGAUUACUCUCAACAUUCCACUGAAGAAACAAGUGAGCAUGGACCACAGCUACAGACUGCAGAAUUGUUACAGCAUCAACAGCAGGCAAAAGAAAAUCACCAACUUUUAAAUGCCCUGAGAGUUCUGUUGGAUGACUUUCGAACUGAGCUUCAGGAGGAUGAGAAAGAACAUCACAGCCUCCAGCAGCGGUAUGCCACUGAGAAAGCUGCUUGGGAGGUAGAAUGGACUAAGCUGAAGUGUCAGUUGGAGCAGUGGGAAGGGAUGAAUGAAAAAGCACAGAGUGACCUUGGUCUUGAUAUAAAGGCAGCUUUUACGAGGGAGAGAGAGGAGCACAAGAAACUCCUGACUGAUAGUCACAAAACUGUGAUGAACUUGCAGUGGCAAAUCCAACACAGCGAGAAGAAAUGGAAUAGAGAAAAGAAAGAGCUUCUGGAACAGCUGGAUAAAGACCAUCGAGAGUGGGAGCAGCAAAGGAAGGACCUGCUGAGGAGGCUGGAACAGAAGGUAAAUUCCAAAAGAGGAGACAACAUACCCUGUGACUCAAAAGAAACUAGCCUUCAUUCAUUUUCAAAUAAAGGGAACCAUCAUGUGCCUCGUCCAAUGGGAUCAAGAUCCUACUCCGAUUCAGAUACCAUGCAGUUUGAAGAUCGAUCACUGUCCAAGCUGAAGGAAAGCGACCGGUGCACUGCCACAGAAAAUCUCUUUCUAGACACACUGUCCCUUGAUUCUCCUGAUGAUGCUGAUGAACCACAGUCCCAGAAACUGGAACAAGAAAGGUUUUUAGUUUGUGUAAGUGAGGAAGAAGAAAUGCACAAGGGAAACCUUCAAAGGGCAAUGUCGGUUUCCUCUAUGUCAGAGUUCAAACGCUUGAUGGACAUUUCUCCUUUUCUUCCUGAGAAGACUCUGCCUUCCUCUGGCACCAAGGAAGAUAUGACACCUCCUUUAUCCCCUGAUGAUCUGAAAUACAUUGAGGAAUUCAACAAAAACUGGGAUUACAGCACAUCCAGAAACCAUAAUGGUGCUGCAGAAAGGCCUGCAGAAUCAUGGGCAGAGCAGACAGAGAUUGGGAAGGCAGGAAAUAAUUCAGUUCCAGAUCCAUUCCAGCCCUCUUCAUGGUACCUCACUACCAGCACAUGACACCACGUCAGCUAAUACCAUUCAGCCCCACUACC